Messenger RNA from Neltuma alba, 1622 nucleotides. RefSeq names its product putative methyltransferase C9orf114. The record is from RefSeq and is a predicted model, not a curated record. NCBI's taxonomy places the organism in Eukaryota, Viridiplantae, Streptophyta, Magnoliopsida, Fabales, Fabaceae.
UUCUUGCACCUAAGCUAAAACCCUCCAGGGCCAGAGGGACGUCGGGUUCCGCUCUGGUUCCAGACCGAGCAGAGACGCAGCAGAAAUGGGAAAGAAGAGAAGAACGGAUUCAGAGGCAGAAAAAGAAGUGAAAGAGCCACAAAACGACUGCGAGCUUAUUAAUGAUGAUGCUCAAAAGAUGAAGAAGAAGCUCCGGAAGAAGGAAAAGAGAAGGAACAUUGAGGAGGAGGAUCACAAAGCCAAGGAAAUACCUACUGUCAGCAUUGCCGUGCCUGGUUCUAUCAUUGACAAUACACAAUCUUACGAGCUUGCUACUCGAUUGGCUGGUGAAAUAGCUCGUGCUGCCACUAUUUUCCGAAUCCACGAGGUUGUCGUAUUUGACAAUAAAAGGAACGCAGAUAAAGACUACAAUGUUGCGAAACCGGAUAACACAGAUGAAGAAAGUGGUGCAGCUUUCCUCAUGAGAAUCUUACAGUAUCUUGAAACUCCCCAGUAUCUAAGAAAGGCUCUCUUCCCAAAACAUAACAGCUUGAGAUUUGUGGGCUUGUUGCCACCCCUUGAUGCUCCACACCAUUUGCGUAAACAUGAAUGGGGUCCAUAUCGAGAAGGUGUCACCCUAAAAGAAAAAGAUUCAAAUUCUGGAGGAACACUAGUUGAUGUGGGUUUGAAUAAGCAUGUUAUAGUUGACCAUGAACUUGAGCCACAAAGAAGAGUUACUGUGGCAAUGGGUGCCAACCGCAAUCUGGAUUCUGAUUUACCACAUCAGAUUGUCUCAUCAUCCAAGCCUAGGGAAGAAGGACUAUAUUGGGGAUAUCAAGUGCGUUAUGCGCAUAAUCUGAGUUCAGUGUUUAAAGAUUGCACAUACAAGGGUGGCUAUGAUCAUAUAAUUGGCACCUCUGAGCACGGUCAGAUUAUCAAGUCAUCUGAUCUUAAAAUUCCAUCCUUCAGGCACUUACUGAUUGCCUUUGGUGGACUUGCUGGGUUAGAAGAAUGCAUUGAAGAAGAUGAUGUCUUAAAGGGGAAAAAUGCAGGCGAUGUAUUCCAUUUAUACUUGAACACAUGCCCUCAUCAGGGGAGCCGGACAAUCCGGACUGAGGAAGCUAUCUUGAUCUCUCCAGUAUUUCCAAGAACCAAUCAGCCGUGCAUUGCAGAGUUGAACGUUAAGUUAGUGGAGAAUACCCGUGGCCAUCAAACAUUCAUUGCAUUGGCUUUAUUUCCUAGUCAUGGAUCCCUCAGGUUUUGUUGAGGCGACAAUUCUGCAAACUCCGGCUAAAAGUAGGACGGGGUCCAUGGUUUUCUGCUCUUUGACAGGGGAAAUAGCCUAGUUUGAAUCUCGCCCCGUACUUACACAGUUACAUUCUAAAGGGAACACUAUGUUGCUCACUUGUACUAUUCUUUUCAGGACCUUUGUGAAAUUGUUGCGGCACCUUGUUUACCUUAACUAGCAGCUUCCAUGCUGGCCCAUCUGUAUAUGCCAUUUAUAAUUGCUUAUGGGUUAUGCUGGAUUUUCUGCUGCGUCAUCAGAAAAGUACAUGCAGAAAGUAUUAUGCAUGACAGUUGUAACUAAUAUUUUGCGUAAGCGUGUUAAACUUUUUAGUCCUUCCUGAAGGGCUUUUGUUUCU